This is a messenger RNA of Drosophila subpulchrella, 1558 nucleotides long. It is a transcript of the gene Bmcp, whose product is annotated as mitochondrial uncoupling protein Bmcp. The record is from RefSeq and is a predicted model, not a curated record. Lineage: Eukaryota; Metazoa; Arthropoda; Insecta; Diptera; Drosophilidae. The coding region runs from base 139 to 1050 and encodes 303 amino acids. Gene Ontology annotation, biological process: transmembrane transport. The transcript is spliced from 6 exons.
UUUACGAUCACACUGCAUUUAUGCUAUAAAGUUGUUGUUUUUGUCUCUGUCAGUAAACUUAAGGGGCGAGAGUGGAGCGGUUCGAGGGGCCAGCGUGAUUCGAUUCGAUUCCGGACAUCAACAGGUGCGGCGCCGGAAAUGGGAGAAGUCAAGGAUUGGCGGCCUUUCGUUUACGGCGGAGUUGCCUCAAUUACGGCGGAAUUUGGCACCUUUCCCAUCGACACUACGAAGACGCGCCUCCAAGUCCAAGGUCAGAAAAUCGACCAAACGUUCUCCCAGCUGCGAUAUCGCGGUAUGACCGAUGCCUUUGUGAAAAUCUCCCGCGAGGAGGGUCUGAGGGCCCUGUAUUCCGGCAUUUGGCCAGCGGUGUUAAGGCAGGCGACAUAUGGCACCAUUAAGUUCGGAACCUACUACACCCUGAAGAAGCUGGCCAACGAACGUGGAUUGCUGACGAACGAGGACGGCAGCGAGCGGGUAUGGAGCAACAUUCUGUGCGCGGCGGCAGCAGGAGCCAUCUCCUCGGCGAUCGCCAAUCCCACUGACGUUCUGAAGGUACGGAUGCAGGUGCACGGAAGGGGGCAGCACAAGGGCCUGUUUGGCUGCUUCGGCGAGAUAUACAAAUACGAAGGCGUUCGGGGACUCUGGCGGGGAGUGGGUCCGACUGCUCAGCGCGCCGUGGUUAUCGCCUCCGUAGAGCUGCCUGUAUACGACUUUUGCAAGCUGCAGUUGAUGAACGCCUUCGGAGAUCACGUUGCGAAUCAUUUCAUCUCGAGCUUUAUUGCCAGCUUGGGCAGUGCCAUUGCUUCAACCCCCAUUGAUGUUAUCCGGACCCGCCUGAUGAACCAGCGACACGUGAGCAUAACUAUGAACGGUGUGGUCACGGCGGCAGCCACACCAAAGCUGUAUAGCGGGAGCCUUGACUGCGCCGUGCAGACAAUCAGGAACGAAGGCCUCCCCGCCCUGUACAAAGGAUUCAUUCCCACCUGGGUGAGGAUGGGUCCAUGGAAUAUCAUCUUUUUUAUCACCUACGAACAACUCAAGAAGUACUAGUGCAGGCGAGAGGAACCUCCAGGGAAUCCAAGUACAAGACGUAUUCUAGCAUUCAAACCAAAAAGAUCAGAUCUGACCAGACCUGGCUUAACUUUAAGGUCGUUGUUGUUACGGAGGGCUCACUAAAGUGCCUGUCUCUCAGGCUAUUUGAUAGCCUCCAGCACCUGAUCCAGUGUCAUUUUGCCUUGGGCAAGAGUGAAAACGAUUAGUCGCAUUUUAAAUGUUGGCCCACUCAAGUAUUUGCAUUUUUGGAGAACUUUUUCACCAAAUCAUAUAAGUGGUUGCUCUGACUUGGUCGUUUCGAAUUCGAUUGCCCAUCAGGCCACCCACGAAGUACACUGUAUUUACCUUAACUAAGCUUCUAAUUUAAUUACCUACUUAAUGAACAUGAAAAUAUUUAUAAUGUGAAUUUGUAUUAUAAGCGCAUUUUGUUGGUCGAAAUUAAGACCUCCUCGAUCGUAUUACACGUUCAUCAUCGCUGUAAAUAUAUGCAUUUAGUAACAAGUAA